CUCGAUUUGUGACAAGCAUCUCUUACAUCUUUAAAGAUGUUUCAAUUCAUGCGAUGCGAUGCGACCCGCAGGCACAGCACAGCAGAUAACCACAGACAAUACUGCCGUUGCUCCCGCUGUCGAUCUUCUCUAUCUUCUGUGCGACUGAGUUUAACAGAACCCCGUCAUGACGAACCCAACGUCUUCAUGCAAUGCAAUGCAAACCAAACCACAUUCUUUCUGGUCCUACAUACCCACAGACAACCUAUAAUUACACCUUCUAUGUACAGCACAUCUCCAGGUACCCCGCAUCCCACCCACCAGACCUUGCGGGGUACUAGCACGCACACACCCAACCCCAACACUGCGCGUCCGAGGCCCAAACAUGUGAAGAAACUCAAAAUUGCACACUACUUGGAUUCCGAUACCCUUCUGCGUUCUGCUGCAGAAAAACCAACCUCUAGCACGAAACCCCGGAAUUCGGCGCAAAGAGAAAAAAAAAAACCUUCACCGAACGUGUGAAACACAUCGGGCGGAUGAUCUACGUUAGUGCUGGAGGCCUGGACGGACGGGAGGAUUCCCUUUUUUCUUUUCGUCUCCGAGGUUCUGAGCUGGGGUUGUUACACGAGAUAAGGGCCGAUUGGGAAACAGCUCGUUAGUUAGUAAGGAAGAGGCACACGAGCAGUUGCCUGAUUGAAUCGCUGGCUGCCAGAGCUG
This is a messenger RNA of Mollisia scopiformis, 696 nucleotides long. RefSeq lists its product as uncharacterized. The record is from RefSeq and is a predicted model, not a curated record. Lineage: Eukaryota; Fungi; Ascomycota; Leotiomycetes; Helotiales; Mollisiaceae. The coding region runs from base 37 to 501 and encodes 154 amino acids. The transcript has a single exon.